AUGUCGAAGCGCGAACAGCAGGGUAUCGACAUGGUGAAGACGAUUUGGACACCGGACACGUUCUUCCCAAAUGAGAAAAAGUCGUUUUUCCACGAGGCCACUUCACACAACUCCUUUCUUCGGAUCGAUAGCCAUGGAAACGUAUUGCGGAGUAUUCGACUGACCGUAACCGCUAAUUGUCCAAUGAAUCUGCAUACGGACACGGAACAUUCCAUGGAUACGGUUUUUCCCGUAAAAAGACCCACUCCACACCAUCAAGCAGAUUGA
Messenger RNA from Cooperia oncophora, 267 nucleotides. The record is from the annotation of a GenBank genome assembly. NCBI's taxonomy places the organism in Eukaryota, Metazoa, Nematoda, Chromadorea, Rhabditida, Trichostrongylidae.